UAUAAAGCUUUGGAGCUUCCUGGCUGCCACCGACAGUAAAAUCAGAACCACCGAACAACAUGAAGCUUCUCUGCAGUGUGCUAAUCCUCGCCAGCGUGCUCGUCGCCCAGGCCAAGCCGGGAGCCGUGCAGACGCAACUGCAGAGCGCCCUGGACCAAUACCUGGCGCACGCUCAGGACUUCGAUACCACCAUCACGGCCGACGUGACCACGCAGUGCUUCAGCUUGUAUCUGCCGAUGCUGAACGAGGUGGCUGCCACCUUCUCUAGCUCGUACAAGUCCUGCGUCAAUACCGCCAGCGCAGAGGCGGCCAAUCUGACCGCUCAGGCCGCCAAACAGCAGACGAUCUACCAGCAGGAGGUCACCUCUCUCUGCAGUGCCUUCACCACCUGCGACAGCGACAACGACACGAGCACCUUCUUCACCUGCUACGCCAACGCGGCCAACAGCGACGUCUCCCUCAUCUACGAUAUUGCCACCAAUUCCGCCAGCUCGGCCAGCAGCCUAAGUGAGAGCAUGAAGGCAAUUCAGGCCACGGAAUACCAAUGCACCAACACCACCGAGAGCAACUACGUCCGUGACACGGCCGCCACAUACGACCUCCUCGACAGUUGUCUUAAGUACGGUGUCCCCACCGUCUCCACUGCCGCGCCCUCCCCCUCUACCAACGGCCCCGUGGCUAGCUCGAGCGGGGCUCCUACCAGUACUGUCAGCACUCUGGCUCCAACAACGGACGUUUCGUCCAGCAGCGCCGUCCCAGUGACUACCGCUGCCCCCGGCACUUCAGGUAAUGUGACCACUGCUGCUGCCGGCACCCCAGCCGCAGCAUAGGUCCAAAUCUGAAAUCCAAUAAAUGAGCAUUCACAAAUCGCA
This is a messenger RNA of Drosophila miranda, 872 nucleotides long. RefSeq names its product putative GPI-anchored protein pfl2. The coding region runs from base 60 to 830 and encodes 256 amino acids. The transcript has 3 exons. The record is from RefSeq and is a predicted model, not a curated record. Lineage: Eukaryota; Metazoa; Arthropoda; Insecta; Diptera; Drosophilidae.